AUGAGAGAGAAAAAAAAAAACCCCGAAGCCGGUGACACGACGGUCAUUAGCGAAACGUACGAGACGAGACGAGACGGGGCACUCGAAAUAAAAUCCCUGUGCGAUGCGCGCUCUUUGUUUCCGAAGCGUCGGCCGGUAUUUAGUGCAGGUGAUCGGACCGAUUUGGCCGCGGGGCUUAUAAAUAGGGCUGUCAGUUGGCGGAUGGCGAUUCGGUUCCCGGAUGCCGAUGCGUGGCAAUGUGGGACGGCGGCGUGUCAGUCCACGCCAGCUCUCGACCGCCUCGCCCAACCCUCGACCGUCCGGUCUACGCGUAUUAGGUUACGCGCUUCAGGUGCUACGAAAUCCAUAGUCGAUUCGGCCGCGGUCAGACAU
Molecule: messenger RNA, 372 nt
Organism: Iphiclides podalirius (scarce swallowtail)
Lineage: Eukaryota; Metazoa; Arthropoda; Insecta; Lepidoptera; Papilionidae
Source: the annotation of a GenBank genome assembly